AUGGAAGAAGUCAAACCGAAGAUUCAAGCCCCCGAAGAGGAAGAAGUUUUGAAUGCGCCGAAAGACAACGAGAAAGACUUUGGCGAUAUAGUGAACACUGCCGCCAUCCGUAAUAAAGCGGAGAAUUUUCGUCUGAAGUUGGACAAAGGAUUAGACCUUGACCCGCUCUACUUAGGGUUAUUGGCCACACUGGGACAUCUCCCUGGGGCCUUUUUCAUCUUUUUAGUUAAAGUGAAUGAACCGAUUCUUCGGAUGUACGCGAUGCAAUCGAUCAUCUUAAAUGGCGUCAUGAUGUACACCGUUUUCAUCUUCGGCAUUGCGUCGAUUUUCACAUCGAAAAUGCUCUGGUUACUGAUCCCAUCUUUCAUCGGGUUGAUCAUCAUAUAUAUCUUCCAAGCCGUCUGCGUAUUUUUCACAAAGGGAACGAAGUUUGUUGCCAUCCCCAUUAUAGGCGGAUAUAUCCAAAAGCAACUGUCGACCGAUUCGACCCUCCCUAUCUAA
Messenger RNA from Entamoeba invadens IP1, 501 nucleotides. RefSeq lists its product as hypothetical. Bases 1 to 501 code for a protein of 166 amino acids. NCBI's taxonomy places the organism in Eukaryota, Evosea, Mastigamoebida, Endamoebidae. The transcript has a single exon. The record is from RefSeq and is a predicted model, not a curated record.